Molecule: messenger RNA, 6075 nt
Organism: Sclerotinia trifoliorum
Lineage: Eukaryota; Fungi; Ascomycota; Leotiomycetes; Helotiales; Sclerotiniaceae
Source: the annotation of a GenBank genome assembly
CCACAAUUGCAAGAUCCAUAAAACAUCAGGAGCGCAGCAUAUUUGAGAAAUGUUCCAAUAUUCUCUCUUACAUUGACUAGACAUUCGACUGUACCUCAGUUCCUUUUUGUGAUAACGAUAAAUUAUCCCUCCCUUUCUAUCAGAUGACGGUCGCAUAGCAUAGCUUAUCUAUCGCUUGCCCUGUCCUCGAAUUGAGACUGGAUUCUUCCUUUGGAGCAGAUUCCUCUUAAAAGCCCCUCACAACAAACUUCUGUUCCUCCUAACCCAGUCGCAUAGUUACCACUAUAUCUAUCUUAGUCAUUGCGAUUUGGAUCCAAAUCUGCAAAGUAUUUGACAAGUGUUAAUUUCCUUAUUCUCUCUCUUUUUCUCGAGACUUGAUACAUACCAAAAAAAAAAAAGAACCAAGGAACCAAACUUGGUUCAAAAUGGAUACACCGGGCAGCGAUAUACGUAGUGGGAGUACAGGUAUAUCUACUACAGAUGCAUCUACUGCGACAUCUCCUAAGCAUAAUAUUCCCAGUGGCAGCUCAAGCGAAGAGUUAUCCAAUAAUAAGCAUAUUAUUUCGAUUAUUGAGAACGACGAUUCGGCCUCAGAUGUUUCAAUGUCCGCAGAUUCUGACGAUGAAGAUGAAGAUACCUUGACUAGCCCGGCCAUACAAUUGAAGUCGAAUACACAACCUCCGGAACAAACCAAUGGUACCAUUUUGCCGUCCUCCCAACGGGAAACUUCCAGGAAGCGGAAAUAUUCAGAAUCCAGAGAGGAUGAUUCAAAUAGCCACAUUGACAACACAAAUAUCCUUGAGGAAAUGCGCAAACGGCUUAAACCAGAUGAGACACAGGACCAUUGGAGAAUUGAGGGCCAAUUACUUGUAGACCGGUCUGUUCUGCCAGCUGAGAUUUGGCAUCACAUUUUCACUUUCACUCCUCCUAAAACUUUGGGUAACUUGUUGCAAGUAAACAAGUCUUUCAAUACAUAUCUUGAUCCUUCAUCAGAUAGCUCCAUUGUUCCCCUUUCAAAAUCUUCUGUUCAAGUAUUAAAUCCAGAUGCCAUUUGGCGAGCCUCUAGACGUGCUUUUAAACCUCUCAUGCCUGUUCCUUUAGUAGGAGAGACUGAGCUUGAUAUGUGGAGAAUUUCCUGUUCUGCCUCUUGUCAAUUCUGUAGCAAGAAAAGUCCAUUUAUCAAUGUUAUGCGAUCAGACCCAUGGCAUCUUGGUCCAGGUGAAAAUGGAGUCAUUCCUGUCUGGUCAUUCGCGGUGAGGUCUUGCGGAAAUUGUCUUCUACAACAUGCUGUUAAGGUACAGUCUCAUAUUUUCUUUAGUUUAUACCUGGGGCUCACUAAUUCGCGCCCAGGAGAUUGAUUUAUUAUUGUCCUCAUCAAUCCCAUCACUGCUGAUGCCAGCCUUACCAUUCGUAUUACUCACCAAUGAGCUUCAUGUCAUUCCCGCGACAGCAUUGCAGAAUGGCCAACCCCCUUCAACUACUCAAAUUACGAAAUAUUACCUCAAGAAGCAUAUUGAGGAUAUCAAGGAAGAAUUUGAAUCCGUCAAAGCUAUGGGUUCAGCGACCAUAGAAGAAUGGCUAAAGGGCCUAGAAGAUCGUGGUAAGGAACGGCGUAAUGACGCAGCUCGAUGGGAAAGAUGGGAGGCAAGUGGUGGAAUUAUUCGGAUGAAAACCCCAGAGCAAAAACAUCACUCAAAACAAAUACCUGCAGCGCUUGUCCCGAACACCGAUAUUACUCAUGCACAAGGGCAACCAAUUUUAACAAACGGGUUUUCAAGAUUGGCAAACCAUACACCUGUCGCCCAUCCAUUACCUCAAUUACCUAAAUCGCUACCUGCAAUACAUACUUCUUUCCGUAAGCUAUUCACGUUGCUAGUCUUGCAAUUCAUUCCACCCAACAGAGACUAACACCUGGCCAUAGCAGCGAAUAUUCCACCACCGCGAUACGAUUCGCCUUCACAAAAUAUGUAUUCUGCAUAUACACCUCGGUCAAAUCAACAGCCAAGGCAUGAAAGGACCAAGGAGGAAGUUGCGGAUCUGAAAGCAACGCGAAGAGCCGAAGUCGAGCGAAGGUGCUUAUUGUUAGAUCCUCCACUAACAGCAAAUGUUCUAGCCCAUAUGAGCUCAUUCCAGGCAGCUAUACAAAUAAUCCAACCACUGAAUGAUGGUGCCUGGGAAGUAUUGAAGCCCAGACUACUAUCGCAGAGAGAGGAAGCCGAGCAGCGCGAAAAUGACCGGAUUGCACAGUCCCGAGUAGUUGAGGAGCGAUCCGAUGAACGACGUUUUCAGGACAUCCAAGUCAAGCCGGAAUACAAGGAUGCCAUUGAUAGGGAAUGGGAUGAUGUCCAAGCUCCACUCCGGGCUCGAAUUGGUGCAUAUGCUGAUGAAACAAUCCAUGCUGGCUGGAACGAUGGUGCUAAAGUGACCAAAGAAUCUAGUCCUAGAUUUGCCGCAGAUGUCCUGAUCUACGUCCGGAAAAGGUUUUAUGCCGAAAUCGCCAAGGAUGAUACUGCCGUGCGGGCAACAGGCCAAGAACCACCGUCAGAUCCGCCGAUGGGGCCUUACACUCGCAAGCUAACGUUAGAAAAUAUGAAAUGGGUAUUUGAUACCAAAAUAAAGCCUCUAACUGAGCAGUAUAAUAAGGAGCUUUUUCUUUGCAACGUCUGCGACAACAAUUUCAAGUAUUAUGGCUUCGAGGGUGUUAUUCAGCACUUUGCUGCUAAGCAUACCAAUUCGUUCAGCGUUGGCACCAUAGUUGUUCAUUGGAAGUCGGAAUGGCCGGAGUACCCGCCUUUUUGUCCGGAUCCUGAUGCCCGGGUUAAAAAGGCCUACCCUGUCUUUCCUGGGCCGAGUGCCACUGCUCCUUAUGCUGGUUUGGGUAAAUAUGCCAGUUACCAGCAGCCCGUCUCCGCUGCACCUAAUUCCAAUGUUUACCAGAAUUCAUAUUAUAACCAUUCUCAAUAUGAAGAUCAAUUCGGAGUUCCUCAACCUGGCACGUAUACGCCGCAACAAAUAUAUCAAGAUCCUAAUCGAGGCUAUUCGCAAUAUUCUGCACCGCCAUUGAAUGCCAUGACACCUGGUUACAGCGACCCUAAUCAGAAUUAUCCACAGCCUGGUUAUGGGGUUUCUUACCAGACGUCAACCCAGCCGGGCUAUGCCUCUCUAGCCCCUAGUCAGAUGUAUUCUACCCCGGCACCUGACAGCAACGCCCAACAGUCAUCAUAUGUUCCCCAAAGUGCCCCAUAUUCCACCUCAUACAACCAGCCUUCAGUCUAUUCUAAUGGCAACUACUCACAAAUGUCAACGUCCGUACCGCAGCAAGCACAACCUCAGGUUUCUUCACCACAACAGACGGAUGAGUAUAAGGCCCAGCUUCAGGGGCUUGGUCGGGAUGCUAGGGCUAUUUGGGACUCAUUAAUUGGCGUGAAAGAAGUUCCUGGUAGUGUAAAAGUAUACGCCAUUCUCUAUCACAUGUUGAAAAGGUUCCGAUCCAAGUUCGGACAAGAUCCACCACUUUCUAUGAUAGUUGAUGGAUUAUCCAGUAAUAAGGACAUGCGACCUGUUCGAAAUAUCAACGGACUUUUGUGCCGCGCUUGUGUACUAGGUAUGGCAGGCCAUGUUACUUCUUCGAAACCCGAUAAGAAACAUUUUUCGUUCCCUCAACUUGCCAUCCACUUUCGCACAAUUCAUGAGGAAGGGGUGCCCGCGAAUUUUAUCGGCCAUUUUCCAGAUUGGACGAAGGACAUGGUCGAACUUCCCGACCGGGCAAAAAUGUCUUCAGUUUCAACCGCUCCAGGAAUGGACGAUCGGAAGCUUGCGAUCUUUUCAGAAGCUCUCCCAGAAAUCGCUGCGACUCCACCACCGAGAAAGGAUACCAUGACCCAACGAAAUUCAUCGUGGCAAACAAAAGUUGAACCUCUAAGCCAAGAAACACCGCUUUGGCAGCGGACGCCAUAUGCCAGCAAAGACAAAACUGAAGCGCUCGCACCCUCGCAAGACAAUCAUGGAAAAUAUUAUGCCACGCUUGCAGAUACUCGAACUCCAGAUACAGAAUCGGUCUCUGUCACAAAAGAUAGUAACCCAUAUGAUCCACGCCACCCCCGAAAUGCACGAGAGCGCCAAGGAUCACUCAACGCCACAUCAAUGGCCACAUCCUCUCUCCAUGAAAAGGAUCACCAAAUAUUUCAGGAUAAGAACGUCGAUCUUCGCCGUCCCAUAAAGCCCCGAUCACCUCUUGUAUCUUAUGCUAGGCCAGGCGAGAAUUACGGCCGCCAUGCCGCCCGUGACGAAGCUCCAAUUUACUCAAAUAGGAAAAAUCGGUACAGAGAGGAGAAAAUCGAAGAACAUAGACCUCGCUACGAACGAACCAUUAGGACCUACGAUGACCUAACUACUCCCGUUCGGGAGUAUGCAAAUGCUAGCUCUCAAUCAUAUCAAUUAAAACGGCAAGAUGAACCAUUGUCCGCCGUCUCGGCUGUGUCGAAAGAUUCGUUAUUACCUCAAUACAGGCCAUUAGAGGAUGCAACAUCUCAACAAAACCGUAUCUUCGAAGUAGUAGCUCAGAUCUCUCAGCAGGCACAGCAAGCACGCGGGAAACAGACUGCUAUCCGUGAUGGACCUGCUGAGAUUGGUUCAGAAGAAGGCGAGUUGCAAAGAGAAACGAUUGCGCAAACUAAUCGUAAGCGGACGUUGGAUCAGGCCACCAAUGACGCAGAAAGGUUUUUGAGCGACUUCCAAUCGGAGAAGCGUGCUGAAGUAGCUAGUCAAAGAUUUGAGCAAUCAGCACGCCGCAAAGAGGAUAUUAUAGAGCCGAGAUGGGAAGCAGAACGUUCUGAAAGCGUGCGACAGAGACGCCCCUUGUCAUCAGAAUCUCAGCAACGUCUUCGGGAAGUUUACAACGAUGGCUUCCCCGCAUCUGGCCGACCUAUGUAUGUGUCCGAUGAGCAAGGAGCUUACAAUGGGUACUAUACACAAGAGCGUCCAUCUCAGACUCGACAAAUUCGAGCUUACGCUACGGAUGACCGAUAUGCCGAUCCGAUUUCUGGGCAAAUGGUGGCCGGGGAGCGAUCUCCCGAGACUAUUGAUAGAAGAUACGCAAACAACGUAAUUUACCGUGAUGAGAGACAAGGAAGUCACGGGGCUCAUCGCACCCCGAGUAGAUAUGCUCGAUAUGAGAGUGUCAGAUUGGAGAAUGAUCGAGCACGUUCAAGGUCACCAAUAUACGUUAAGGUGGGUGCACAAUCUGGUCAGUAUGCUGAGCGCAGUCCAGAUGCUCAUCUCUCUCGACAAGAACCCAUAUAUCGCACGCGGACACCAAUGGAAGAAAUUAUUUAUGAGAGAGCUCCUCGUCAAGAGUAUUACCGUGUCUACGCCGAUGAGCCUCGACCUCGGCAAGCUUACGAAUAUGUCCAGUACGAUUCUCAGGGCCCUUACAUCAUACAUAGGUCUGCCCGUCGAGAACAUGAAACAAUGUAUGCAGCAUAUGAGGAGGAGCCACUCUCGAGACAGCCCCUUUAUGAAACACGCCCAGCCGUUGGUCGUGCAGAUCCUGCGUAUUAUGAAGAAUAUGACCCUCGACAUCCGGAACCACCACCUGCUGCCUCAAAUCGCCAAGUGCGAUACUAGUAAUUGUUGGCUUCCCUCGUAAGCUUGGAGAAUUCGCAUUAUCACUGUAACAAUAUGCGCUGCAAGGUCUGUCUAGCGUGAAUUUUACCUUUUUUGCAUCUCACAACUUUCAUUGUUUUUGCUUUGUUCUUCGCUGAAGAAUCUUCGUUGGCUGGUAAAUGAAUUUUCUAUUUUGUGUAUCACCCUUUUUCUCUCGUCAUGACAGUCAUUCAUCAACAUGUACAACAGAUUCACUUCUACAUCGUCUAGAUUAAUCUAAGAGCAAUCUUUGCCCUAAUGGCAGGUUAUAGGGUAUGGCGUUUAUAUCUCUGGUAUAGUCAGGUUUCUUAGAAGGGAAAGAAGGGAAAGAUGGGAAAGGAAUGAUUAUGAAAUAUUUAUGUUUUACUCUUAACGCAAAGCGUUGUAUCAAUAGGCUAAAAGUAAUACAUUAAUCUAGAAUGAGGAUUCUUU